Molecule: messenger RNA, 2553 nt
Organism: Amaranthus tricolor (Joseph's coat)
Lineage: Eukaryota; Viridiplantae; Streptophyta; Magnoliopsida; Caryophyllales; Amaranthaceae
Product: pentatricopeptide repeat-containing protein At5g42310, chloroplastic
Exons: 5
Coding region: 94-2124 (676 amino acids)
Molecular function (GO): protein binding
Source: RefSeq, a predicted model, not a curated record
GAGCUUGGUCCCUAGCCAAUAAUAUCCCACAUCUUCAUUUUUCUCUCCCAUUUCAUCCUUAACAAACCAACCCAACCCAACCCAACCCAAAAAAUGAACACAUUAUUUCUCCCUCCACCAUUCACACUUCGUUUCUCACCUCCAUAUCUCCUCCAUGCAUCUUCUUCCUCAACAUCCAUUACUUCCCAAUUCACUUCCAUCCCAACCACCAAUAGAAACCCUUACGACGUCGUUUUCUCUUCUGCUCACAAGCCUUAUGAUUUUUCUCCCCUCAUCAAUUACCUCUCAAAAUCCUCCUCUAACCCUAACUCAUCACCUAACUCCCUCAACUCGGACGAGUUUCACCUUGCUGAGUUAUACCGUGCUGUUCCAACUCACUAUUGGCAUUCCCUUCUCAAAACUCUGGUUUCUUCUUCUUCUCCUUCAUCAAUUUCUACUGCUGUUGGGGUUGUUAGUUGGUUGCAAAAACAUAAUCUUUGCUACUCUUAUGAAUUACUUUACUCAAUUUUAAUCAAUGCUUUAGGGAAAUCUGAGAAGCUUUAUGAAGCCUUUUUGCUUUCAAAGCGACGGAAAUUGACACCAUUGACGUAUAAUGCUUUGAUUGGAGCUUGUGCAAGGGGUGAUGAUCUCGAGAAGGCUCUUAAUUUGAUGGGUAGAAUGCGGCAAGAUGGGUAUGUUCCUGAUUUUGUUAAUUAUAGUUUGAUUGUGCAGUCAAUUGCUAGGAUUAAUAAGGGUAAUCGUGGGGAUUCGUCGGUUUUGAUUAGAUUGUAUGAGGAAAUUGAAAGAGAUAGGAUUGAAGUAGAUGGACAACUUUUGAAUGAUUUGAUUGUGGGAUUCGCAAAAUGUGGGGAUGUUGAUAGGGCUUUAUGGGUUUUGGGUAUUCUUCAAGGGAAUGGAUUGAGUGCAAAGACUUCUACUUUGAUUUCAGUUAUCUCAGCAUUGGGGAAUUGUGGAAGAGCUGAGGAAGCUGAGGCGGUUUUUGAGGAGAUAAAGGAUGGUGAGUUGAGACCUAGGACGAGAGCUUAUAACGCGGUUUUGAAGGGUUAUGUGAAAGGUGGAAUGGUUAGAGAUGUGGAAUUGAUUGUUAAUGAGAUGGAAAGAAUUGGGGUUUUACCUGAUGAACAUACCUAUAGUUUGUUGAUUGAUGCUUAUACAAAUUCAGGGAGGUGGGAAAACGCUAGGGUUGUGCUGAAAGUGAUGGAAGCUAACAAUGUGAGACCGAAUUCGUUGGUGUUUAGCAGGAUUUUAGCUAGUUAUCGCGAUAGAGGAGAUUGGCAAAAGUCUUUCCAAGUUUUGAAGGAGAUGAGAAAUUGUGGGGUGGCGCCUGAUAGGCAUUUUUAUAAUGUUAUGAUUGAUGCUUUUGGGAAGUAUAAUGUUCUUGAUCAUGCUAUGGAUACAUUUGAGAGGAUGAAAUCGGAGGGGAUUGAGCCGGAUAAUUGUACUUGGAAUACAUUGAUUGAUUGUCAUUGUAAGUGUGGUCAGCUUGAUAAGGCGGAGGAGUUGUUUUUGGAGAUGCAAGGAAGUGGGUGUGUACCUUGUACAACGACAUAUAAUAUUAUGAUCAAUUGUUAUGGUGAACAGGAGAAAUGGGACAAGAUUAAGGCUUUAAUGGGGAAGAUGCAGGGUCAAGGAUUAUUGCCGAAUGUUGUGACAUAUACAACUUUGGUUGAUAAAUAUGGGCAGUCAGGAAGGUUUAAGGAUGCUAUCGAGUGCUUGGAGGUCAUGAAAGCUAGUGGGUUGAAACCUUCUGAGACAAUGUACAAUGCACUGAUCAAUGCCUAUGCUCAAAGGGGUUUAUCAGACCAAGCAGUUGAUGCAUUUAGACUCAUGAGAGCGGAUGGGCUUAAGCCUAGUAUUUUAGCUUUAAAUGCACUGAUAAAUGCAUUUGGGGAGGACAGAAGGGAUGCUGAAGCAUUUUCUGUCUUACAGUAUAUGAAAGAAAAUGACUUGAAACCAGAUGUAGUUACAUUUACAACACUUAUGAAAGCGUUAAUCCGUGUUGAGAAGUUUGAUAAGGUUCCUUCUGUGUAUGAAGAGAUGAUAUUGUCGGGCUGCACACCAGAUGGAAAGGCUAGAUCAAUGCUACGAUCGGCUCUGAAGUACAUGAAGCGGAUUCUGAUAUGAUAGUAUUAGCAAAUCAUUCGUCUUGACACAGCGCUAAUAGGAUGAUGAAAUUAAACAUGUUAAUAUUUUCAGAUGGGAGUGUAGGUUCAUACUCCAUAGAUAUUAAUGUGCUCAUCAACAUUUCACAUGAUAACUUUCCCCAGCUGUCCUGGAGUUACGGUAAUUGCUUUAUAACAUAGAUUGAUCUCUUUCUUAUUAGGUUUUCCUAUAUGUAAAUAUGUAAAUUUAUUUGUAUACAUGCUUGUAUAAUAGCGACCAAUAUCUCGAUAUUUUCUUUUUAUUUUUUUUUAUUUGAGAUUAUGGGGUAUGGUUAAUCUGAUAUUUUACUAUACAAGCAAGAAUGGAAGGGGGUUGAUUUUUCUGUAAGUCGUGAGGAUGAAAGAAAACACAUUCAACAACUAAUACUUAUUAAUAUUCUUUAUUUUUAUC